This is a messenger RNA of Symbiodinium sp. CCMP2456, 2223 nucleotides long. Lineage: Eukaryota; Dinophyceae; Suessiales; Symbiodiniaceae. The record is from the annotation of a GenBank genome assembly.
AUGCCACGCACUCCCAGGCCGAAGAAGUCCAAGUCAUCGCCGGCCGUUUCGGUGGAAGGGUGCCAUCCCUCGUGCAAGUUCAAGGCCGUUUCCGGCAAGCCGGCGAAGCUCGUUGGAAAAAAAGGUGCAGCUGCACGGCAUGUAGAAGAGCUACAGGCCAUCAAGGAGCAGGAUCCCGAGUUUUACAAGUUCCUGGUUGAAGAGGAUCAACAGCUCCUCGAUUUCAAAGCUGACGCUGCCGAUGCCGCGUCUGAGGAUGGUGAAGAGGAGGCAGUCGAAGAGGACCAGGAAGAAGAUGAAGACGAAGGAACGUUUGUCCAGGAGGAGUCAACGGGCACCUCCUCGGGCUCAGCGCGACAGCUGACACUGGAGCGUUUCAAGCAGAUUGAGAACUCAGCGCCGAAGGCCUUCACUGCCUUCAAGGCGGCUCUCAACGCCUACCACACGGCGGUACGAUCUAUCGAUCCCGACCUCGAGGCAAAAGAGGAGGGCGACGAGGCGCCAGCGAGGCGCCGCUCCUUCAAGAAGAAGCGCUCUCGUGGGGCCAUGACGAUCGAGGAUGAGGCCACGUUCUCCGAAGUCUUGGAGUGGUGCUUGGGCAAUGUCCUUGGCCUGCUCAAGAUCUAUGCGGGUGAGGAGCAGGUCAAAAGAGGGAAGAACAAGAAGAAGGCUCAAAAAGAAGAAGCUGCGAGCGGCUACUUCGAUCCCACAUGCCUGUCCAAGUGGAAACGCGUGAAGGUGCUAUGCAACAUUUUUUGGGAUGAGACGCUGAUACUUCUGAACAAGGGUCUCACUGUGGAGAUGCAGGAGGCUGUUCUGCGGACCUGCAGCAGCCAGCAGGCGCUUUGCUGGCUCUGGCCCUGCCAGCACUUGCGCCGGCGCUUUCUCCGCCGCUGCUGCGAGAUCUGGGCGCGGCCGGCGGCCGGCGGCUCUGAGGCUUCGCCCGGAGCCGUGCGGCUGCUCAGCUUCCUUUUCCUUCGAAAUGCUGCAGCCAUGCUGCUUCUGAAGCCUGGUUCCACGAAAGACUUGCGGGGCAUCCCCACCCUGGAGGCCUUGAUCCGCACCAUCCUUAGAUCCUUUGCCAGCGCGGCAGCCGGUACCUACACGUGGCGCUCGGUGUCCAACUUCCGCUUCAUGGAGAACUGUAUUCUGGAGCUUUUCCGGCUGGAUGAUGCCACCUCCUAUCGGGUGGGGUAUGUCUGGAUUCGGCAACUGGCGCUGCUGCUCCGCAAUGCCUCGAUGGCUUCUUCACGGGGUGGCAGUGUCUCGCAGGCCAAAGCUAAGACCGCCAAGGCCAAGGCGAAGGCCAAGGCGGCAAGGGGCCGCGCGAAGAGAGAGAAAGCUGCAAAGGGGAAGGCUGGAAAAGAAAAGAUGGGACGCAACUGCGAUGAGGAGGAGGGCGAGGCCCCUCGGCGGAAGGUCAAGGCGAAGCCGCUCGAGGACUUGAUGAGCUGGCAGUUUGUGCGUUCGAUGUACCUUUGGACCCGGGUGGUGACAUCGGUGCCAUCGCUGAAACCACUGGCCUACCCGCUCUUCAUGGUGAUUCUGGGGGCAGUCAAGAGCCGCCUGACGAACCUGCAGUGCUUCCCCUUCGUCUGCCACGGUCUCACCUGCCUGAACCGUCUGGCGGCUGGUCUCGAGGUGCUGGUGCCGCUCUCGAGCCACCUCCUGAAACUCCUGGACAUCGUCCACCAUCAGCUGGAGUCGAAGAAGAAGCUGGGAUCCAAGGCUCAAGAUGGUGAAGACGAGGAAGCAGGCGAAACGGAACGGAAGCCGCCUGACAUGGAGGUGCUCCUGCGACUCUCGCCGGGUCGUGAAGAAGUCCUGGUCUCGGUGGCAGAGAGGAUCUGUGGCCUCUUCUACGACCACCUCGGCCUGCUGAGCCGCUCCACGUCCUUCCCCGAGCUCUCGGCCCCGGUCGUCCUGCAUCUGCGCCGCCAGAGCAAGCAUUGCCGCAGCGAAGCUUUGAGGAAACAGCUGAAAGCGUUGCUGGCUGCCGUGGAGCAGAGCAGCCAAGAAGUGCAGCGGUUCCGUGAGCAGCUGCAGGAGCCACCACCUGCCGGCAAGCUGCUAGUACUCGGUCCGGAUGCCACGCCUUUGGCAAAACAGCGGACGCAGUGGCUCAAGCGUAGGGCCGAGAACGAGCGGUCGAAGGUCGAGGGGGAGCUCGAGCAAAGCAAAGCUCGCAAGAAGCGGAAGGCGGCGAAGGCGGCCAAGGUCUGA